Molecule: messenger RNA, 11759 nt
Organism: Gopherus evgoodei (Goodes thornscrub tortoise)
Lineage: Eukaryota; Metazoa; Chordata; Testudines; Testudinidae
Gene: RC3H1
Product: ring finger and CCCH-type domains 1
Exons: 20
Coding region: 577-3996 (1139 amino acids)
Molecular function (GO): metal ion binding
Source: RefSeq, a predicted model, not a curated record
CUGCUUCCCAGAAAGGGCUAGGGCCUGGUUGCCGUUGGGGGAACAGGCAGGGGGUGUGUGAAAGGCUAGAGCCAAGCUUGCUCCAGAAGGGGCGGCAGAGUGAGGGGGAAGCCACGCAGCCGGGGUGAGGGUGGUUAGCAAAAACAGUCCCUAGCCAGGUAGCAGUGCAGCCCCCGCCGGGGAUCUGCCUUUCUCCUCCCGCGGCAGGAAGGGGAGGCGGAAGAAAGAGGAAGAAGCUCCAGGCAGGCUGGGGGAGGGAGGAGCAGUCUCGAAGGGAGGCGGCAGACGCACAAGAUGGCCCCUGCUGCAAAGGCAGCAGUAGCAGCUGGUCGUGGGGCGGCGGCGGCCAGGCGGCCUCUGCUGCCGGUGCUGGAGGCAGUGGGUGCUGCGGCCAGCCCCGUGUCCCAGAGCUGAGAAAAGCUGCGCUGGGAGCCCAGCCGUGCGGUUAUGUUUCACACUCUGUGCUGGUUGUCUGUACUUACAGAAGAUAUUUAAAAACAAACAUUUUUGUCAAAGAUUUUGAUUCCAGUGGAAUCUGUGCUUUAGAUUUUGUCUUGUGAAUUAACUUCUGAAACAAUGCCUGUACAAGCUCCGCAAUGGACGGAUUUUCUCUCUUGCCCAAUUUGCACACAAACUUUUGAUGAAACGAUCCGGAAGCCCAUCAGCUUGGGCUGCGGCCACACUGUCUGCAAGAUGUGCCUCAACAAGCUCCACCGUAAGGCAUGCCCCUUCGACCAGACCACUAUCAAUACAGAUAUUGAUCUCCUCCCUGUGAAUUCAGCCUUGUUGCAGCUAGUGGGGGCUCAGGUUCCUGAGCAGCAGCCAAUUACUUUGUGCAGUGGAGCAGAAGACACCAAACAUUAUGAGGAGGCCAAGAAAUGUGUGGAAGAACUAGCACUGUACCUCAAACCACUCAGCAGUGCGAGAGGUGUGGGUCUGAACAGUACCACUCAGAGUGUGCUAAGUCGCCCCAUGCAGAGGAAGCUUGUAACUCUAGUUCACUGCCAGCUAGUAGAGGAAGAAGGACGGAUCAGGGCCAUGCGUGCAGCACGGUCACUGGGUGAAAGAACAGUCACAGAGCUCAUUCUUCAACAUCAAAAUCCCCAGCAACUCUCUUCCAACCUCUGGGCUGCAGUGAGGGCCAGGGGCUGCCAGUUCCUGGGGCCAGCAAUGCAAGAGGAAGCACUGAAGCUAGUUCUGCUGGCUCUAGAGGAUGGAUCUGCUUUGUCACGAAAGGUCUUGGUUCUCUUUGUGGUGCAGAGAUUGGAGCCACGGUUUCCUCAAGCUUCAAAAACCAGCAUUGGGCAUGUUGUCCAGCUUCUUUACAGAGCCUCCUGCUUCAAGGUGACUAAACGUGAUGAGGACUCCUCCCUGAUGCAGUUGAAGGAGGAGUUCCGUACCUAUGAAGCUCUGCGAAGGGAACAUGAUUCCCAGAUUGUGCAGAUUGCCAUGGAAGCAGGUUUACGCAUUGCACCGGAUCAGUGGUCCUCGCUGCUAUAUGGUGAUCAGUCCCACAAAUCCCACAUGCAGUCCAUCAUUGACAAGUUGCAGACCCCAGCCUCAUUUGCACAGAGUGUUCAAGAACUAACCAUUGCUCUCCAGAGGACUGGAGACCCAGCCAACCUGAACCGGCUUCGACCUCACCUAGAGCUCUUGGCAAAUAUUGACCCUAGUCCAGAUGCCCCACCCCCAACAUGGGAACAACUAGAAAAUGGAUUAGUUGCUGUGAGGACAGUAGUACAUGGACUAGUUGAUUACAUCCAGAAUCACAGCAAGAAAGGAACAGAUCAGCAGCAGCCUCCUCAGCACAGCAAGUAUAAGACAUACAUGUGUCGAGACAUGAAGCAGAGAGGAGGGUGUCCCCGUGGAGCCAGCUGCACCUUUGCACACUCACAGGAGGAAUUAGAAAAAUUUCGUAAAAUGAACAAACGCCUGGUUCCCAGAAGACCACUGAGUGCCUCCUUGGGCCAGCUAAAUGAGGUGGGCCUGCCUUCAGCAGCUAUCCUCUCGGAUGAAGGGGCAGUGGACUUGCCCAGUAGAAAAUCCUCUGCCUUGUCGAAUGGGAUUGUGUCUACGGUCAGCACAGGGACGCAGCUUAUCUCCCGCGGGACCGACUCCAGCUUUGAUUCUGCUCUGAAGCCAGGGAAGAUCGACCACCUUAGCAGCAGUGCCCCUGGAUCCCCUCCUGACUUGCUGGAGUCUGUCCCCAAGAGCUCUAUUUCUGCCUUACCAGUGAACCCCCACCCGGUGCCCCCAAGAGGACCUACAGACCUGCUCACAACGUCCAAGCAACUCCAAAUUGUACCACGAGGGUCACAGUUGUAUCCUGCUCAACAAGGAAAUGUAUUUUAUCAGGAACCUAGAGGAUCUGCCCCACCAUUUGAGCCAUCACCUUAUCCACAAGGUGUGUACUAUCCUACUCCGUCCUCACAGUGCAUGUCUCGUUUUGUCCGACCUCCACCAUCUGCUCCUGAACCUGGUGGUCCUUACUUAGACCAUUACCCACCCUACCUUCAGGAUCGUCUGGUGAAUUCGCAGUACAGCACACAGCCACAGCAGUAUCCUCCCAUGGGACAACCUAUGUACCCACAUUAUGAGAGCCGGCGUGUGUACCCCUCUGCCCAACCAUACCAGCGGGAAGAGAUUGUCCGAGGAAGCCCCGUGCCCAUUGACAUUCCACGUGGAGCUGCACCUCCCUAUGUACCUGAAUCCAGAGACAGAUACCAGCAAGUGGAGGGUUAUUAUCCCGUGGGUCCACAUCUCAAUCCGAUCAGACCAUACCACAGAGAGACUUAUAACCCACUUCCGCCUCCAUCUCAAACCCAUCCCAGCCUGGAUGAGCUUCAUCGCCGAAGGAAGGAAAUCAUGGCCCAGUUAGAAGAAAGGAAGGUGAUCUCCCCACCUCCUUUUGCACCGUCACCAACUUUGACUCACCCCUUCCACCCAGAGGAGGUUUUUGUUUUUGUACAGUACUCGGAUGAAGACCUGAAAGUAGCUGGGAAAUACAAAGGAAAUGAUUAUAGCCAGUACUCUCCUUGGUCGUGUGACACCAUUGGCUCCUACAUUGGAACCAAAGAUGCAAAACCCAAAGAUGUUGUGGCAGCAGGGAGUGUAGAGAUGGCGAACAUAGAUAGUAAAGGCAUGCGUGACCAGCGGUUGGACUUACAGAGAAGGGGAGCAGAAGCUGGGGACGAUGACCUCAUCCCAUUUGGAGACCGGCCAACUGUGUCAAGGUUUGGGGCCAUCUCGCGUACUUCCAAAACGAUGUACCAGAGUUCUGGCCCCAUGCAGGCCAUGGCGGUACAGGGAGCUUCCACCAAAUCUAUCAACAUUUCAGAUUACAGUCCAUAUGGAACUCAUGGCGGUUGGGGAGCUUCUGCAUAUUCACCCCACCAAAACAUACCUUCUCAGGGACGUUUCAGUGACAGGGAGAGAUUGUCCAUGUCAGAUGUGGCCAGUCACGGGAAACCCUUGCCGUCAGCUGAGAGGGAGCAGCAGCUCAGGCUGGAACUGCAGCAACUAAAUCAUCAGAUCAGCCAGCAGACACAAUUACGAGGACUGGAGGCUGUUAAUAACAGGCUGCUGUUGCAGAGGGAGGCGACCACCCUGGCAGGCCAGCCACAGCCGCCACCUCAUAAAUGGCCUGCAAUGAUCUCAAGUGAACAGCUGAGUAUGGAACUGCACCAGGUGGAAAGGGAAAUCGGGAAGAGAACCCGUGAGCUGAGCAUGGAGACCCAAUCUUCACUGGACAUGAAAAGCAACCUAGGCACCAAUAAACAGACAGAAAAUGGACAACUAGAACCACAAAGCAAGGUUCCAGCUGAGGACCUCACACUGACAUUCAGUGAUGUUCCAAAUGGAUCAGUCUUGACGCAAGAGAACAUCAGCCUCCUAUCAAACAAGACCACAUCUCUGAACCUGUCAGAGGACCCAGAGGGGGGAGGAGACCACCAGGACUCCCAGAGAACAGGAGUUGCACCCACCUCUUCUCCAUGAAGUGAGGAAAGCAUCCCUCCCAGAGUUUCUGUUGGGGAGGAGGAGUUGGUAGCUUCCAUCAUGCUUCCCUCUAAAGGUGAUCAGAGAAACACAGAAGCAGCAGCACAGGAGGUCCGGAGGCAAUGUGCACAAACACCACUACUAGAAACAAACCCUGCACAUAGUUCACAUUAAUGCGUUUUUUAAUUAAAAAAAAAAUUAGCAGUAUCUGCAAGCAAUUCAGAUUAAAUUUGUUUUUGUUCUGUGAAUGAACUUUAUUUUAAUAACUUUGGACGCCUUGGAUACAGGGCUUUAAAAAAAAGAUAUUAUAUAUAUAUACUCUGUUUGAUUAAUUGUAUGAUCUUAAUGAAGUAGGUUUUUUCUUUUACUUUGGUAUUAUUACAUACCCAGUGUAUAAUUCCUUAACACCUCCACUCCCUUUCACCUGAGAACAACAUUGGCUGCCUCCUUGUAUGAAUAUAAAGGUGAAUGAGGGACAUAGGAUGGAGGGAGGCUAUGAAUUAGUGUCAGAAAACAUGCAGCAAACAUCAGUAGCUUUUUAAAAUGAAUUUCUUGUAAGUAGGAGUUGUCCAACGCCUACACUACCUUUCUACUUAUACCCAUUGGCUUUUAGCCACAGUUGAUGCAAUCGUUCCAGCUCAGUGAAAGCAUUCCAUAAUAUCCAUCCCACUGCAGCAUAUAUCCCCAAGGCUAUUAUUUAAGCAGUAGCAAAAAGAAUCUGGUGUAUGUACAUUACAUUUAUUUAACUAGGAACUGAUAUGACAUUGUAUUUUGUGGUUGGGAUUAGAGUUCAGCAAAGGACAGAGGGCCUCAACUAGUUGAGACCUGUAUGUUUCAGACUUCCGGAAGAGAUUGAAGAAAUUAGUUGUCUAGCUCCUGAGCUGCUUGGCCAGCCAGCAGUUGGCACUGAGAAACACAACAGAGGCAACAAAAAGUUUCCAUCCCUUGCAAUAGGAAGGUAAAAAGAGAGCAAGAACACAGAUUUUAAGGAAGGAAAAUAACUGAAAACUAACUUGCAAAGAUUCUUUUUUUCAUCAGCCUCUAUUUAGAAAGAUGGAAGUUUCCUUUGUUAGGGCAUAGGAAGAUAGUCUUUUAUAAAGGGUCUUUUUUGUAGCUCAGCCUCUUCCAAUCAUGAUAGCAUCUAGGGUUGCUUCAGAAAGGGCAUUGACUACCUGUUAUGCACCCGAUCCAAAGCCCACUGGAGUCAGUCAGUGAAGAAACUUCCCUUGACUUCUAUGAGCUUCGGAACAGGCCUUCCAUUUGUCCUUUUUAAAAAAAACUACUUCAAUUAUAGCUUUUUUGCCUUUACUGAUCAUUACUAAGCUCCUUGUGUCUUCUGCUUUUAUAAUCUGCCACCUCUGGCCUGCAAUUUAUUUAUUUGUGGUGUCAGUGAAGGCUUCUCAUGGGAAGAGGAAGAGAACUUUUGUUUACAUGCACAAAACUUGGCAAUUAGCAAAAGUAGAGGAGGGCAAGUGUUGAAGUAAUAGUAAUGCUUGGUAAGAUCCAGGCAUACCAGAAUUGGACAGCAAAGACUGGAAAUUCAGCUGCUGCUCUUCAGCCUUGUCUGUCAUUGCUGCAUGGAAUCCUUUCAGAAGCCAGCAUUUCUUCUCUGUAGGAGAAAAGUUGCAUCCAGAAAUUGAUCCUGCCAGAAGCAUUUGGAAUACUUGAAAGCCAGGAUCUUGUUGUGACCUAUGUCAUUUGCUCAGUUUCCCAAUGGAGGUACGUAGGUGGAGAUGAUACCUGAAUGGAAGCAGUUUUAAGAAGUCACAAGCCUUUCAGUUCUGUGUGGUAUCAUUCCACUGAGAAGUUCCUCUUAACAGGCACAAAAAUCAGUGAGGAUUUGCUCUUGCUGCAUGUAUUUUGACCCUUUCUGCCGGCACUGAACUGAGCCCCUCUGAAUAGAAAACUCAAUGGAGAAGAGUCUGUUCAGUGUUGCUCCCUCCAUGCCUGUGUGGCCUGCUUUUUGUUUUUCUUUCUGGAUUAGACUACUAAAUCAGAAAGCACUGGUUAUGUAAUAAAUUUAUUGCAUUGCUUUGGUUGGGUAAAAGCAAGAGUUAAUACUUUUCUUGUUUAGUUGUUUCUUAACCCUUAACUCCUGCUGAGGUCAUAGGAACCUUGGACUAAGCUUUGCAUCCAUUAUACUGUUAAUUUAAACAAAAGGGGGGAGGGGGGAGAUACAGUCCCACUAUUGCCUACCAGUAGAGUGUCCAAACAGAAGACUCUUUCGAGUAGCGAUUAUUUAAUUUGCCCAGUCAAGGCACCGCAUUUAUAUACUAUUUCACAUUGAAUUUGAUUAUGCCCUACAGACCUGGCUGGUCAAGGAUUUGAUACACAUAUUGGCUUGGGAUUCGAGCUUUCUUUUUUAUUUAAAUAAAAAUUUAUAUAUAAAUAUAUAUAUAUAUACAUAUAUACAUAGUUAUAUCUGUAUAUAUAUUGGGUAUGUUUUAAGAAUUUUUUCACAUGAGCGCAGCUGUUCUGAUCAAAUGUCUGAUUGGGAGGUAGAAGCACGGAACGAAGAUAAAGCAUUUUCAGCUCACAGCCACACUCUUCGUGCAUUUGUGCACGUUUAUUUCACUCUUAGCUUAACUUUGGCCUCAGAAUUGCCGAAGAAAGCAGUUUUGAGGCUUGCUUUUAUUUUUUUCCUUGAUUUUGGGGAAAACUCUUUUCUCUGCCCUGGAUUCUCACCAGCUGCACUAUUUCUCCCACUCACGCAUGUUUACACCCUGCACCCUUCCUUGAUCAUGGCCUCCAUCCUUCCAGCUCAAGAGGACUGGGCUGACUUUGCUGAGAGAUUAUUUCUGUUCCAUCCUUCUCCCUGUUAGGGUGGGCUCAGUGCGCUGUCUUGACAGCAUGCUGGUGAGUGAGCUGAUUCAGGUACCCAUGCUGUGGUCUCUACUCCUGAAGUGAAGAUCACCACCACCAGGUCAGCUUUGACUUUAUUUUUAAGAAACCUUUUUUUCUGCUGUGUUUGUAUUAACACAAGCUCAUUUUAGUCAAGAUAAUUUAGUGCAGUAUUCUAAUCUAGGAGGGCAAGUGCAGAAUGCCAGAUUUUUUUUUCUUUUGACUAGAAAAAUCUUUACAUAAAAUAAUUAUAAUUACCAAAAAAUUUGCAUGCUAUGGCACAUUUUCCUCCACCGUAGGAAGAAAAUCUGGAGGGAGCAAAAAUAUUAUGGCCCAUUAUCUGUUGUGCCAACUAAUUGCAUUUCCAGUUCAGAACUGACCCUCUUUUCUCUAAGCCUAGGGAAAGAAAAAUUCUACAGUAAGAACUGUUCAGAUCACUACAUGUAGGUCAGCAAGGGUAAAUACUCCUAAACCUAUGGAUUAGAAAGAGUACCCUUAAUGUUGUUUUUCCCCCGUUUGUGCUGUACUUUUUGUGCAUAGUGUCCUUGUUGUGAUCAGUCUCUCCAGGUGAAUGCCCUGUUUGCUCAACAUUGUAGUUUGGCUUGUUAACUAGUCUGUUUAAUAUGUGCAAACCUUAUUGAUUUUGGCUUUGUUUCCUUUUUCUCCUGCUCUUGCACUUUCGCUAUGUUUCUUUGGAGAAGUUUAAGUGAUAAAACUAGUGAAAUAGGGAACCAGAAAAAGGCUUUAAGUUUUCACGAAGACAGUACCUGAAAUCCUGCCAGCAGAGCUGAGAACCCAUCACUCUUCAGGUGCAAGGACUAAUUGUUAAAACAGAUAACCUACAUUCCCAUGGACCAGCUAUGUUUACUGCUUCACUCAUUUCUGUGUCCUAUCCCUGUCCCUGUUACACCAGGACAUUGUCCAUUUCAGUUAAAUGAAACUGCUACAGCCUAGCUUGGUCACAUCUACUCCAGCAAGAACAGUGUUGGAAUACUGUUGGGGCAUUAUCAUGUUGUAUGGCAAGUAGGGUAGAUAUGCAGGUGUAGAUCAAACCUUUGAGUGCUUGUUGCUAGCAGAGUUUCAACCAUAAUGUACACAGAGCCCUAAAAAUGAGACACUUCAAACAGCAGGCUACUCUUCACAAUGUCAGACACAAAUGAUUGACCCACUAGGAGUAUAAACAAUUUCAUUUUCCUGUAAUAUCAUGGGUUUUUUCCUUCUUACAUGUGCCCCAGUUCCCCUAUCUUAAUGGUAGAAUUAUAUAUGCUUAUCUUCUAGCCAUUUGUAGGCUGCCCUGCCUCAUUUCAAAAUAGAAAUCCUGUGGAACUGAGCACCUUUCAUACAUGUAGUGCUGUUACCACUUUAACCUCAAAUUCUUCAGCUGUCUCAGUUCUACUGACCCUUGUUAUCUUCCUCUGGUCCACCUCUCUGGCUUGCCCAUCAUCCUCCCUGAUUGUGCAACAGUGACAGCUUGCUGCCUCAAAACAGAGCAUUCAAAUGAAUUCGCUUAGCCAAUAACUUCUGUGAAGUUGCCUUUUCUAAUGGUGUUAUUACUCAGUGAUGCACAAAUGUGAUAUUGCCCUACUGGUAGGCAAAUGGGGGGGAUCUGUAUAAACAUGGUAAACUGCUGUUUUUCUUUAAAGGAGAGCCAAAGACUUGUGCUUUUACUUUUUUUCCAUCUUUUUCCCCCAGGAUAGCCGUUUUGAUGAUCAAAUCUUUGUAGAAUUUUGUGAGUUGACUGUAUUCUCCUGGUAGCAGUUUGCACAGUUAAUGAUUGUCAAGCCUUAAGCAUAUGUUAAAUGGUGGUAUCAGUUCAUCUAGUUACACAAUUUGAAAAGGGUGUGUUUAAGCACCUAAUAUAUUUUGGAGUCUUCUAACUUUCAUACUUCUUCUUUCAUCCACUCCCAUGCACUCUCUCAGCUAAUUUUACAGGUAGCAGAGAAGGCACUUAGACGUUUACAUAGUUAAAAAAGCCAUGUUUAUAAACAUUAUUGCUGAUUAACCUGUUGGAUUUUGCUGAUUUAAAAUUAAAAUUUCUAAAAACUAGUUUGCUGCAAAUGUGAAUCUUUGACUCCUAAGGAAGUCCAGUGAGACUGACAAGACUCCUGUCCAGCUAUACCAUUGCUGUAAAUCAAAUACAGUACAAAUACUUCAUGCAAGGACAUUGUUGCCUACUGAUAACAAGUAUUUAAUAUCUGUGACAAACUCACUGAACUGCAAAGAAGAAGAAUCGGGCUUUUGAGUUUAACAUACAGUAAAGCCUUUUUUAAAACUACUUUCCAUUGGGGUCACUUAAAUCUCUUGCAGAUUAUGCUUUUGAAAUUCAGAGGGGAAUACCUAAACAGUGAAAGUAAUCAGAAAAUCCUCCACUUCUUGCUGUUCCCAUUCACAAAAGUGUGGAGCUUUUAAAAAUAUUCUGACAGCCACAGGUCAGUGAUAAGUACCAACCCUCAGGGCAGCUUUUUGAAGAGGGAGCACUUUGUCAAGAAGCUGUCUUCAGUCAAAGAUUGAUUUAACUUGAAUAAAAAAGCCCAAGAAAUUCAGUGCUAAAAAUGAGAGUAUUGAAUAGCAGUGCUGCCAGCUAGCCUCCUGUGUUUAACAAAUGGAAAACCAAUCCAUGCAAAAGCUGUUUGAGUGUGGAAAAGUACAUAGAGUAGUUUACAUACACAGGCAGAAUAACUGGCAUGACUUCCCUUACAUAACCAUCCAUUAUAUUGAUAUCCUUCUCUUCCCCUUGUCUCUAAACAUGUACACUUUCUGCUCCACCUCCUAAUAUUGGCAGUAUUGACAGUGAUUGAUGCUACCAUCCACAAGUUUACACACAUCUUUAACAUACUAAAACGCUUCCCCUGUCUUGUUCAGCAUAGUGAUUCAGACAUUGACCUGGUGAAAGGCCUGUUGUGCUAAAUGAAAUCUCAAUUUAGAUUUAAAAUUAAUCAGCACUUCUGAGCUACCUUCUAAACACAGUCUUGGUGCUGAGAAGUGACAUUUGUGUCCUUUGCGGUAUGUGAGUACAUGGCCAAGAUUGUUCAUAUGACACUGAAACGGAUUUGCUCUCACCAUAACUUUAAUAAGAAAUAUAAAAAUUAAAUACUGAUACCAUAUUGUUAAAAAGUGAUACCAUCAACUAUUUGCUUUCUGACAAAAUGGCAGAUCCUGGGAAGAGGCUUAAGUGCCAGUUCAGUUACAUGUCAAAAGUCAACUGGUCUCAGGGACCUUAUUCCAACUGAGUCUCCCGACACAGGUUCUACAUUGUAGUGAAAAACAGAUGUUAACUGUGUCUCUGAUCAUGCCUCAUCCUUGGAAGCAGUUGAUUGUUGUGAUGUAGAUGGGACCUUAAUUGGAGGAGAAAGGAGCAUUAAUGUCAUUUAAAUGUAUAAGUGGUGAGAGCUGUUUCAUGCCAGGGGAACUCUGAACACUAUAAGGGGAGAGAGUGGAGCUUUCUUUGAAAUCUUCUAAUGAAGGAGUGCAUGAAGAACUUGGCUCUUUCUCUGUGUACACUGGACUUUCUCCUCAACAGCCUCCCAGUGCAGGUGGAACUUUAUAACACUGUGGCCAAAAUGCCCAAACUUGGAUGUUGACAGUUUAGCCACCUGAAUAAACGGUCUGACCUUCAGUGCUAAUGAGCCCCUGCAGCUUCCACAGAGUUAACCUCUAAGUCCAGUACGAGCUACAGAUGCUCAGCAUCUCUGAAAAUCAGACAUCUUCCAUUCACGUGCUGAGCUCCAGCCACCAGAUUUUGGACACUUUUGCCCGAUCGAUCUGGAGUUGUGUAAGUUUCACCAGUUCCUCCUGGUUCUGGAAGUUUUGGCCAAAAGGAAAACACAGCAGUAUCAAUUUAAAAAUAGAAAAAUUUUGUCUUGUGGAAAGUACAACCAAAGGGAGAUGCAGUCCAUGAAAAGAAAAAGUAUUAGAUAUACUGAAAUAUGUAUAUGUAUCUGUAACUAAAUAACAAAAUCCUGUGGUGUAUUUGAUGUUUAUGGUAUAAACUAAAAAUCAUUUGCUUCUCUGUAAUAUUAAAGUUGUUAAUAAUUUGUGACAGAUAAUACUCACAAGUCUUUGGCAUCCAAACCAGAUUGUGUACUGGAUAGAUCCCACAACUGGACCUAUGCAGUGAGCUUUUCUAGCUUUUAUUAGAGGUGGCAGAAGCUUUCUCUGCAUGCAGAAAAUAGCUUUGAGUCAGGACAGGAAUAAUAACCCCCCUUGCAACCUAGCUGCUCCAUUGUUUGUAAUUUUUAUGCCAUUCCUUUGCAGUCUCUCCUAAGUGGGCACUGCAAUGUGGACAAAAUAGCCUAUAACGUGAGACUCUUAGCUUUUCUAGUGUCAGGAAUUUCUGCGUUCCCUGUGGCUUCUGCUUGCCAGGUAAGCAGCCUCUGUGCUAAGAGGAGCUUUCCUUGAAGAUCAGCUUAUCAGCUACACUGUAGCUUGAUUUAUUUUUUUAUUUUUUUCUGCUUUUGAUAACCGGUGAUAGUAAUGUGAAGAGCUCUGUCCCCAUUUUGUUCCACUCUAUGGGGCAGUGGGUGUUAGGUGUGUGUGGGAGGAUUGUGACAGUUGAGACAGAACAUACACAACCACAUGCAUUCCCACUUUAGAAGCCACCUGUUUCCAGUUGUGGGAUUUCUCUACGGAAAUACUUUUAUUUGUAAGCCUAGUUUUCUGUGGUUUCUUAGGCUCAUACCGGUCUCCCCGAGACAUUCUGCAGUCAUUAUCACCUUUUUGGGUGGAAUUUAUUUUAUUUUUUCAUUUUGGUUUUUUAAAAAUAACUUUUUAACAUUGGUGCAUAUAUGCUUGGGAUAGAGCUUGUGUAAUUUACCAAUCGUAUUGAUUGUAUGUGAUUGUGCCCUGCAGAGGUAUAUUUAACAAAAAAAAAAAAUUAAAAUAAAAUUAAAAAAAAAUAGGAUAAUAAAGGAGAACAUGAGACU